Messenger RNA from Diprion similis, 2375 nucleotides. RefSeq names its product protein quick-to-court (gene qtc). The coding region runs from base 129 to 1946 and encodes 605 amino acids. The transcript is spliced from 8 exons. The record is from RefSeq and is a predicted model, not a curated record. NCBI's taxonomy places the organism in Eukaryota, Metazoa, Arthropoda, Insecta, Hymenoptera, Diprionidae.
GUCGCGCAGCCAGCCGACGAUUCAGUUGACGUCUGCUAUUUCUGACGUGUUUGGUACCCGAGUUUAGACCUGCUCAAAAUUAAACUGUGUCUGUUUGUCCACGUGCUGUUGUGUUAAGCGCAUUCAGCAUGAGCUGGACCAACAGAAUGGCUCGUCAUGGAAGUGAACGCUCGCUCCACUCGCUGAGUUUAACUUCGGCCCGGAGUUCUGGGCAAUCCUCCGCUCCCGGCGUCCCGGAUCCCCCCGGCGGUAUCAGCGUCGUUAUGAAAUCGCCCCCGACGUCGGCGAACGCCGCUGUCUCUUCGACGCCCUUGCAGACGCCGUCCCCGACGUCGGGCGAAAAUUCGCGCAUUCCCCGGCCAUCUCCGGCGCCCCUUCGACGCGCCGGGAGUUUACGCGUGCGCGGGGAACGUACCCUGGCACACCAGCAUCACAGGACCCCCGUGGGUUCAGCCGUCCACCACCUCCAAGGGAACACCAGGCACCCGCAGGAGUUCUUCCCCGCCAUCACGGAGAAUGGAGUCAGUUCGCCCCGGCACCGAUCUCUCAGUUUGUCACUGACACCAGUGCGGCCGCGAAAUAGCAACGCGGCCGCGAGCUUAGGGGCUGAUGACAGCGAUGCGGAUAGCCUAAAAAGCUAUGGGAGUGCUUGCAGCACCGCAAGCGCCUGCGAUCAUGCACUGUUUGCGCUAAAUGGUACGACUUGGUCUGGGAAGUCGCGGAAAUACGUUGUGCACUGUUCCAAUCACAAUGGUGAAACGGAACGGUAUCUUACACCGACUCAACGUGCUGCUCGUCAGAUAAGGAAGCUUCAAACUCUUUUGAGCGAUGCGAAGAAGGAAAUCGAGGAAAAAGAUAAAGAGAUAUUUCGCCUGGCUAAGGAAGUUGUGGAAUUACGAUUGUACAAAGCGUCUCUCAACAGCCCUGACGAUAGAACAGACAGCAGCGAUGCUUUGACUGUUCGUGAAAAUAAUCCUUUAUCUCCUGAAUCACCUUGCAAAGAUCUUCCAGAUGAGGGGUGCCUCAAGUCUCCUACUAACCUAGAAAGUCCCGAAAAAAUUAAUUCCUCAGACCUGCCUUCGUCAUUGGCCGAUUCCGGGAACUUUGAAGAUAGUUCAGUUCAUUCCAAGGAUUCUGUCUCCUUUCCUCCUACCAGCACCAACUUUUUGAACAGUAGACAAAAUAACGAACGCGAUGAGGAAAGACGAAGAAUUGUUAAUUUGUACGAAAGUAGGAUUGAGGAGAUGCAUCGCACGCAUAUCGACGAAUUGCAGUCCCUUAAACAAAAACACAAUGACAAGGUGGAGAGUCUUCUUACACAACUAUCCGAAAUAAAUAUAAGAUAUUGUGAAGUUCGUCCGAGUAUGGAUGCUGCAGAAACACGAUCUCGCGAGUUGGAAACCGAGUUAGAGGCUGUGAAAAAAGAACUUGGGGAACAAAAAGCUUUGCUGGAUGAGCAAGAGGAAAGAAAUAAACAGAUGUACCUGAAAAUGUAUGCCAAAGGUCAAGAGGCAGCUCGUAUAGAACAUGCUGACCAGAUAUUGGAGCAAGCGCAUCAAACUCCGUCGAAAGUAUCCGUACCUGAAUUACUGCAGCAGUUAACCAUAACGAAAGCCGAACUAGAGAAUAUUAAGGAUACAAGCUACACGCCUGAACCUCACAUUUCAGCCGAUAGUAGCAAAACUUUGUUAAGCGCUAAGGAGGCUGUUUCUCUCUGGGUCCUUGGCGUUCGUAAGGCAAUGUAUCGGCGCAUCAUAGAAUCACGAAGCAGCCAAGGAGCUCUGGAUCCUGAAAUAACCCUGCAAUUCCUGAAGUCAGCAGUUUACUACUUUCUGACGGAUAGAGAAAACCACAACGGUCACUUAAACGCUAUUGAAAGUAUCUUAGGUUUUACUGAAGCAGAGAAACAUAACAUCGACAAACUUUAUCGAUCCCUUAGAAAAUAAUGAUUACCUAUUCUAAAACUAUGCCUUCAUUGUCGUCAAUAAUGUUAAUAAUGAUGUAUGGUGCUGUAAUCGAUUGCAGUUUAUGGAAAAGGUUUUUUCAGUUCAUAAAGUAUACUCAUUAUACUAUUAAUUACUUCUUAUCAACGAUUGGUUGAUCAACAUUGUCAAUUCUUUACAGCUGACUCUUAAACCAAACAUUUCUGAUGUCUAGAGAAGUAUACGGUGAAAUUUUCCAGAACAUUUUUCAUUUUCAAAUCGAUUUAUGAAUCUAUGUACAGUCGAUUCUCUCAAUAGUGUCGGUCAAGGGGGUGUAGGGGAGGAUAUUUCUAAGAAUUAACGUAACCCCACCAACGAGCACGACGUGCAUUUAUAGUACUUUGAACCGAGACUUUUGUAAUAGGGCUGCAAAAGCCCACAACAACCACGCUA